This is a messenger RNA of Cricetulus griseus (Chinese hamster), 411 nucleotides long. Lineage: Eukaryota; Metazoa; Chordata; Mammalia; Rodentia; Cricetidae. The record is from RefSeq and is a predicted model, not a curated record.
AUGUUGUCGAGACUGAGGACUCUGUUUGGCAGAGAAAAUGGAGACCAUCCAGAGACCAGAGAGAGGCAGAAAGAAGCUGCUGUUAGAGUUCAUCUAUACCCAGGGGCUUCUAUGGAGCCAUCAUCCCAGCCAGCGCUCCUCACCAAGAAACAAGUGGAGGAGGAAAUGGAGAGGCUGAUCAUGGAGUUGCAGCUGAUGACCAGCCAAAGAAAUGAGCUUCGAGACCGCCUGCUCUUCAUCAGUGAAGGAACUGUGGAUAAUAGACCCUACCACAAGCCAAAUCCAUUUUAUGAGAAACUGAAGUUAGAACAUAAACAGGUCAUGUGUGAACUCAAGAUCUUUGAGAAAGAGAACAUCGAGGACUCAGAAAAGUUGAGUGAGCUGACCAAGGAGACAGUCUUCUAUCGGUAA